Molecule: messenger RNA, 2149 nt
Organism: Phlebotomus papatasi
Lineage: Eukaryota; Metazoa; Arthropoda; Insecta; Diptera; Psychodidae
Gene: slou
Product: homeobox protein slou
Exons: 5
Coding region: 289-1746 (485 amino acids)
Biological process (GO): cell differentiation; regulation of transcription by RNA polymerase II
Cellular component (GO): nucleus
Molecular function (GO): RNA polymerase II cis-regulatory region sequence-specific DNA binding; DNA-binding transcription factor activity, RNA polymerase II-specific
Source: RefSeq, a predicted model, not a curated record
CUUUCGGAUGCUGGGCCUCAGAAUAGAUCUCGAUUUUCCACUCUCGCUCAGUCAGCCACUGUCGUUGUCAGCGUGCUGUCGCGUUUUCUCUCUGCUCCCGGAAAAAAUAAUUUUGAACAUUUGAGACGAACGGUUAUCCUUCACGGGUGAUUUGGUGCGUGGGUUAACGUGAUUCUAUUUUGUUGCAAUUGAGUGGAGUUAAGAAGUCAGAAAAAUCUUUCCAGGAACUUGUGUAUUACCCAGUGAAUUCCAUUAAAAAAGAGGUCUAAGAAUAACUCUCCUUAAAGUAUGGUCAUGAUGCAAUCGUCAGGACACGACGGUGAGCACCCUUUGAGCCCAAUGUCUGGAUCAAAGUCACCGAAAUCCGAUGAUCAGAGCCUCAUUAUUGCUCGUGAGACUAAAUAUCCUAGAUUUGAAACUUCUAAGACCGACACAAAAUUCCCCGAGAAGACCAUUGGUCAUCUUCUGGGCAGAAAUAUCGAAAACAGAACUCUCCAAUUAUCUGCCAUUUCUCAUGUAUCCUCGCCAUCGAACAAUAACCAACAAAAGCAGAUUGAUGCAAAUUACGCAGAAGUUCUCAGUGAUGAGGAGAAUGUACGGAAGCGUCAACUGCUGGAGCACAGAUUGAGCCCAGAUGAGCCGUCGGAAGUGCAUGUGAGAGGUGGAUCCCAUGAAGAGUGUCUCAAGUUCUCCAGUGGCCACUAUUCGAGCGGUCGCAGCUGUGGCGAACAUCGUGUCAGGAAUGAUGGAUCACCCGAAGGAGACAACCAAUCCAUCAGCAAUUUAUCUGCCAUCAACACCGCCAAUCAAUAUCCCAUCAAGUGCGAAGCACCGCCGGGGGGUGAGCUUGAGGUGGACCAGAUAAAGCUGGCCAGGACUAUGCUCAACACUGACAUAUCGGACUUUGGCUUUCGGAUACAGUUGGGUGGACUCCAUUCCAACUAUGCCCGCAGUGACACGAGUGAAGAACUAGUGGUUGAUGGGAAUGAUGAUAUGGAAUCCCAAGAUGGUGCGACGAUUUGUCCCGUGGACCUAACACGUUCCAUGGACUCAAAAGCGGUAUGCAUCACAGAUAAGGAUGUCCCGAGGAAACUUGCUUUCUCCGUUGAAAAUAUCCUCGAUCCCAACAAAUUCACAGGGAAGAAGGCACGUCCUGAAAUUGUGUCUAGAUAUUGGGGGUAUGACAAGGAUAAACUAAAGGAUGCAAUGGACAAUGACAUGGAUGACUCCCACUCUGGAAAGGACGUGAGUGAGGUGGACAAUGAGGAAAUGUGUGAUGACGCAAUGGAAAGUGACACGGAAGAUCAUAUCAGUGAAGAGGAUUCCAAGAAAGAUUCAACAUCACGUAACUCAAAAGGCAAUUCAGAUGGAAAGUCUCAGUCUAAUGGCACAAAACCAAGAAGGGCACGGACAGCCUUCACGUACGAACAACUUGUUUCGUUAGAAAAUAAAUUCAAGACAACGAGAUAUUUGUCUGUUUGCGAAAGACUCAAUUUAGCCCUAAGUCUCAGCCUCACAGAAACCCAAGUUAAAAUAUGGUUUCAAAACCGACGGACAAAAUGGAAAAAACAGAAUCCAGGCAUGGAUGUUAACAGCCCAACAAUCCCGCCGCCAAAUUCAAGUGGAUCUUUUGGACCAGGCUCCUAUACCGGCAGCCUUCUCUACCCACACGCAGUGCCAUAUCCACCCUAUGGACCAUACUUUCAUCCAUUGGGUGGUCAUCAUUUGAGUCAUUCGCAUAACUAGAAUUGCAUGGAUACACCAAUUUGUGCUUAAAACCGACGGUAAACUUUUCAAUUAUUCAAUGAGUUCUGUGGACAAAAAUUGCUAUUUUUAGGCCAUCAACGCAAUAUUUUCCGAAUAUCAUCACAACAUUUUAUUUCACAUUCAUUCUCAGAUGAUAGCGCGAAAUUUAUUUUUAUUAAAAAAAUAUUAUUUUAUAAAAAUUAUUUUUUUUUAGAAUUAAGACGCAAUACAAUGUUCGGGAUGGCGAAGCAAAAUGUGAAUAUUCUGUACAAAUAAUAUUGUUUAAUACAAUGUAAAUAGAGAGAUCAGUUUAUUACAAAAAGAACAAAAAAAAUUGUGAAUAGUAAUUAAAAAAUAAAUAAAAUAUUAAGAAGAUUGCUUUUAAUCUACAGCUUGUUUUCCC